Messenger RNA from Chlorella variabilis, 852 nucleotides. RefSeq names its product expressed protein. The record is from RefSeq and is a predicted model, not a curated record. Lineage: Eukaryota; Viridiplantae; Chlorophyta; Trebouxiophyceae; Chlorellales; Chlorellaceae. Bases 1 to 852 code for a protein of 283 amino acids. The transcript is spliced from 8 exons.
AUGAUGCAGGAGGCGGUGGUGAUGAACCUGGCCAGCCUGCUCGAGCUGUCGGCGUCGACUGGCAGCGUACGGCAGAUGGCGAAAUGGGUGGCAGCGGCUGCUCCCGAUGAUUUCGACCUGGAAUGCACCAAGGCGCAGGAGCCUUCUUGCCGACGAAAGCUCCAGUUCAGAGCUUUCUCAGAAAGCUCUGAACUGGAGCUUUCUGGCACGUUCCCGUUGUUUGGAGGUCCGGCCAAGCUCACUGGGGAGCAGGCAUCGGAGCUGGCGGGCGUGUGGAAGCUGGACUCUGAGGAGGAUCAGCGCCGCCUGGAUGGCAGCCUGUACGAGAUUGCCUUGAAGGAAGCCCUGGAGGCCGGUGGCUCCCUGGACCUGCAAGAGGUGAUGGCUGACGCCCUCGCGCAGUCCUCUUCCCUCUCCAACUACAAGUUGAUCAUCCCCAGCGUGGAUGCACAAUCUGGCCUCUUCAUCGCAUACCGCGUGCUGAUGAACGUCACGUCCAGCGCAGCCGGCGCUCCCCAGCCAGGGCAGAAGUUUCCCGACGUGAAGCGCAUCAUUGGCUAUGCCCGUGGCCUGCCUUGCGGCUCUAUCGCCUUCCAGGGCGCAGAGAAUGUGGAUACAGCCACCUACUACGGCCUGGUGCCGGAGGCGGAGGGCGGCGAGAUCAUGGAAUUGCUGCGCAUCGAGGGCAUUGAGGUCUGGGACACAGAGGGCAAGCGCACACUGGAUGACCAGUCGAUUGUGCAGAUCCGGCUGGCCAAGGUGGACGGGCCCCAGGAGAUGGAAGAGGCGCUGGCCAGCCUGGCAUCGUCACUGCCGCUCAAGCCGCUGCGUGAUGACAAGGCCGUCAGCUGA